GGGAACUCAACCACGGUCAAGUGGGCGGGGACGGCUCCCUGUCUCCGCUAUAAAAAUUCACUAAGCUUCUCUUUUCUCGUACCAGCUGCGCCAAGAAGCGAAGGAGGUGGUCGGGUGGUGGCGACUCGGUUCUUCUUCUUCUUCUUCUUCGUCUUCUUCGUCUAGGACAUUGCCUUCACUUUUCUUCUGCUCUUUUCCAGAGUGAAAGUCAUCUUGGUCGUGGGGCAUUUUCUCAAGAGACAUAAUCAAAUUGUGGUUUUGUGGUCAUGUCUCCUCCGGCAGCUGAGCCUUUGGCUGAUAUCAAAUUUGAUUGUUCUCAUGAGGAGCUGUUCAUGUUGUUGGAGUGCAUUUUAAGUGGAAGUUCUCUUCCGCGGAAUGUAAUCACUGAUUCAAAUCCCUACGACUAUCGGCCUGAAAAUUUACCAGAAGAUAUUUGGUACUUGAUACGUUCAGAGGACAAUAGAGCUAUAGAGAAUGGAUUCUGGAAGCCCAAAGGGAAUCCCCUUAAAGUACCAUUAAAUUCCUCCAUUAGCGGCUGGAUAACAACUCUCGUGUUCUGUGAUCCUCAAGCUUUGGAGGAUUUUAAGACCGAUUGGAUAAUGCAGGAGUACAAAAUAACAUGGGAUGGGUUAAAUUGCGACACCAGGGCAAAGGGGGUCAAUUGUCUAUGCAGAGUUUUCCAAGAACAUGUACAUCAAGUUGACCAGAAAAUGGCCCAAACAUUUGAUGGUUCUGACAUCUCUAGGGGAAACAACAACCUGUCAACUGCUUCUCUUACCAUUACCUCCAGGAGCAAUGCUGAAAAAGGAUCCACAAGCAACCACCAGGCUGUUGCAGCAGAUAUUCUGCAGAACCAUCCUUUGGAAGAUCUGCAUGCAGAUGUUGAUCUCUUGGAUGGCUUCUUGGAGCUACAAGAUCUUGAAAAUCCUCAGUCACCUUCCUCUAGUUCAGACAAUUCUAGUUGCGUGACCAUGUCAUCAGAUGAAUGUUUUGAUUCAUUGGCCCUUUUGCGAGACAUUGAGGCUGAACGGCUCCAAGAGGUGGAGAAGAAGGAUGAGCAUGCUAAGUUCAGUGUAUCAACUGUUAAACCAUCCAAUGUGGUAACGCAUGAAGUGACUUCAGGAUCAUUUACCAGUCAUGAACGUGAAGACAUCCCCAAAACUGGUUCCUCUCUUCUCAAUACAGCUCCAGCUAUAAGAAGUAAAGCAGUAGAUAGAAGGAAUCCGAAGCAUGUACUUGGAGAUGGGGAAAGCCAAUCUGGUUGCGAAAAUAUUGCAUCCCAUGCUUCAACAAGUGAAGAUACUUCAGCAUUGGAAAGGAGACGGAAGUCUGAUAAGAAAAAUAAGAUGUUUAAGAAGUUGUGCUUCUUGCCUUUUCAGUUCCUGUUCUGAUCCUUACCUCUCUGGAGUUUUCUUUUCCUGCCAUUUAAUUGUAUCAUCAAGAUACGGCAUCUCCAUAUGAUUAGAGCGGGAGAAAUAUGCAGGGAUAGGUAUACAAAAUGUUCUUUAUGCUGAUCUGAGAUGUUCAUUUGAUUUAAGAGGUUAGGGUACAUAGGGAAGAGGAUACAACCUGAAUUGAUAGCCAUAAGAGUAGGAGAUUGGAUACAAUAGUAAAUGGGUGGAGACUAGAUAACUUUGUUGUAAUGUAUGUGUGAAUGAUGGAAAGUUGUCUUUCCAUCUACUUGUACUUAGCCUACCAAUGUCAAAUAUUACUAGGAUUGUUCUGUGUCUAUUGUACUGAAAUUUCUUGUACUGUUGUUGAAAAGGAAGCAGGAAACAUCAAAUUGCAAAACAUUAUUAGCAAUUUCUAA
Messenger RNA from Eucalyptus grandis, 1810 nucleotides. RefSeq names its product NAC domain-containing protein 105. The transcript has 6 exons. The record is from RefSeq and is a predicted model, not a curated record. The coding region runs from base 267 to 1391 and encodes 374 amino acids. Gene Ontology annotation, biological process: regulation of DNA-templated transcription. Lineage: Eukaryota; Viridiplantae; Streptophyta; Magnoliopsida; Myrtales; Myrtaceae. Gene Ontology annotation, molecular function: DNA binding.